Molecule: messenger RNA, 1838 nt
Organism: Sinocyclocheilus rhinocerous
Lineage: Eukaryota; Metazoa; Chordata; Actinopteri; Cypriniformes; Cyprinidae
Product: runt-related transcription factor 1-like
Exons: 6
Coding region: 690-1838 (382 amino acids)
Biological process (GO): regulation of transcription by RNA polymerase II; chondrocyte differentiation; ossification
Cellular component (GO): nucleus
Molecular function (GO): RNA polymerase II cis-regulatory region sequence-specific DNA binding; DNA-binding transcription factor activity, RNA polymerase II-specific; ATP binding
Source: RefSeq, a predicted model, not a curated record
UAGCUGCCAUUUGAUAAGUAACUUAUAUCCAGACAAUUCAACAGUGAACCAUUUGACGCGAGCGCGCGAGGAAUUCCAUUGACUGCUCAGAUCCACGGUUCGGACCGUCUUCUGAUUGGUCGAGCCUGUCGAGGUCUGUCAUCGCUGACCAAUGAGAACGUUCGGGGGGAAGGCCCAUGCAAAUGAGCUCUCCUGGCUGGCGUUCCUGCGCUGCCCAUUGCCAGUAAAAGCGCUUCGCUGCCGAGAGAUUCAUUCACAACGCAUCAUCCUUUCCACUGCGAGCGGCGUCCUGGAUUUUGGAAGAACACUUUCUCUUUAAACAGCUACAGCUACAGUGUUAUAGAACUGAGUGCAUGUACUUUUUAUACAGUUAAAGACUGAAAGCGAAAGCGCUGGCGUCAGGUGCGCGGUUUGCAAGGUGCGCAACUUUACGCACACUUUCGAAAGGAUACGCGAGCGCAAGAUCGUCCUCUCUUGAUGGCACCUGCUGAAAGAGCAACAACGUCUCCAUAAACUGUCUUGAGUUCGGUUCAGACUGAACGGCACGGUUUGCGCCUCACCAAACGGAUAGUAAGACGCGCAAACUUUCCACGUCGCGCUUGAGCUAAUACCCUUGAUCCGUCUGAUCAGCUGCUCGUCUGGAGCCCUGGAUCCUGACUCUGACUGAGAGGCUGUUCAAAAGAUACCAAAUGGUUUUUCUUUGGGACGCCAAAUACGAACCUGCGCCUGGGCGACGCUUCACGCCUCCCUCGACCACCCUGAGCUCGGGGAAGAUGAAUGAGGGGUUGCCCCUGGGGGCUCAGGAGAGCAGCGGCGCCGCCCUGAUGGGCAAACUGCGCAUAGCUGACCGGAGCAUGGUGGAGGUGCUUUCCGACCACCCAGGAGAGCUGGUGCGCACCGACAGCCCCAACUUCCUCUGCUCCGUCCUGCCAACACAUUGGCGCUGCAACAAGACACUGCCCAUCGCCUUCAAGGUGGUUGCCCUCGGUGACAUCCCUGAUGGCACUUUGGUCACAGUGAUGGCCGGCAAUGAUGAGAAUUACUCUGCCGAACUCCGCAAUGCCACAGCCGCCAUCAAGAAUCAAGUGGCUCGUUUUAAUGACCUGCGUUUCGUUGGCCGCAGUGGACGAGUCAACACGCCCCCCUUCAGCAGCCCCGCCCACAGCCAGAUUUCCGAUUCUAGGCAGAUGCAGACGUCUCCGUCCUGGUCGUAUGAGCAGUCGUACCCUUACCUGGGUCCCAUCUCCACCCCAGCGGUUCACCCCACCACACCCAUCUCCCCCAGCCGCAGCGCUAUACACUGUCCAGAUCUGACGGCGUUCACUGACCCUCGCAUGGGUCUGGAGCGUUCCUUCCCAUCGCUGCCCUCGCUCCCAGACGGCCGUUUCUCGGACCCGCGUAUGCCGUAUCCCACCGGAGCAUUCACAUACACACCCACGCCCGUCACCAGCGCCAUCGGCAUCGGCAUGUCGGCCAUGAGCAGCCCGGCGGGCCGCUAUCACACGUACUUACCCCCGGCGUACCCCGCGGGCUCCUCGCAGGCUCAGGCCGGCCCCUUCCAGCCCGGCUCGUCCCCGUAUCACCUGUACUACAGCAGCGCCGCCGGAUCCUACCAGUUCUCCAUGAUGCCAGCCGGAGGAGGAGGAGGAGAGCGCUCGCCCCCGCGCAUCUUACCGCCCUGCACCAACGCCUCCACAGGCUCCGCCCUCCUGCACCCCUCGCUGCCCAAUCAGAGCGAGGUGCUGGUGGAGGCCGAAGGAAGCCACAGCAGUUCGCCAACCAGCCUGUCAGUGGAAGCCGUCUGGAGGGUGCUUAAUCUCGCUCUCUCUAAUAAUUAG